AUGAGUUCCUUUGGACGUAUUUUUCGCACCACCACAUUUGGAGAGAGCCAUGGCCAGGUGGUAGGCGUCGUUGUAGAUGGAGUCCCUUCUCUCAUUGAACUUGAUAAGUCUGACAUACAAGCCCAACUUGAUCGGCGCCGGCCUGGUCAGUCGGACGUGACAACACCACGGAAUGAGGCAGACCAAGUGUCGAUUUUGUCCGGAGUGCAAAACGGUAUGACUUUGGGUACGCCGAUCGCAUUGGUUGUGUCGAAUCUCGAGGUCAAGCGAGAAGAUUAUCAGAACAUACUUACAGUGCCUCGCCCAUCGCACGCGGAUUACACUUACUGGAUGAAGUAUGGAAUUCAAAGUUAUUCCGGGGGUGGGCGAGCUAGCGCAAGAGAGACAAUAGGCCGUGUUGCCGCUGGUGCCAUAGCUGACAAGUGGCUUCGCAAGACGUUUGGCGUUGAAAUUGUCGCGUGGGUUAGCAGCAUUGGCGACAUAGAGCUGGAAAAGAGCGUUUCUGCGCUUUUGGAUGAGAAGAUUACAAGAGAGGAUGUUGACAAGACCGUUACCCGGUGUCCGGAUGUUGAGGUUAGUAAUAGGAUGGCUGAGUUGGUUUCUAAAAUUAAAGAAGAGGAUGAUUCGAUUGGCGGUGUCAUUACGUGUUUUUGUCGCAACGUUCCUCCUGGGUGGGGCGAGCCGUGCUUUGACAAGCUAGAGGCUAUGCUGGCGUACGCCAUGCUUUCGAUUCCUGCCACCAAGGGGUUCGAAAUUGGGUCUGGGUUUGCGGGUUCGAAAAUGAGGGGAAGUCAUCACAAUGACACAUUUGUGAAAAAAAACAAAAAACUUGGUACGACAACCAACAACAGCGGAGGUAUUCAAGGUGGAAUUUCGAACGGAGAAGACAUCAUUUUCAGAGUAGCGUUCAAGCCAGCGGCGACGAUUAGAAAGCCUCAAAUAACAAGUGACUUCGAUGGUCACACAGUCAUACUGGAAGUUAAGGGGAGGCAUGAUCCUUGCAUCGUACCCAGAGCCGUCCCUAUUGUCGAGAGCAUGGCGGCACUUGUGUUAGCAGAUGCAGCAAUGUUACAGGCGGCCCGAUGUUAUAAAGCGUGAAUAUUGCAACAUCCGCAAAUAGAGGGGUACAUAUAUAUUUUUUGUCGAAUUUUCGAAUAACGAGACAGCGAUUGUAAUAUAGUGGAAUGAGGUGGCUCAUCGAUGAGACUGGGUGAGAGUGAGAGCGUCUUUCCAAUUAGGGUUUUG
Schistocerca gregaria is the source of this 1245-nucleotide messenger RNA. RefSeq names its product chorismate synthase-like. Lineage: Eukaryota; Metazoa; Arthropoda; Insecta; Orthoptera; Acrididae. The record is from RefSeq and is a predicted model, not a curated record. Gene Ontology annotation, biological process: aromatic amino acid biosynthetic process; chorismate biosynthetic process. Gene Ontology annotation, cellular component: cytosol. The transcript has 2 exons. The coding region runs from base 1 to 1098 and encodes 365 amino acids. Gene Ontology annotation, molecular function: chorismate synthase activity; FMN binding.